This is a messenger RNA of Archocentrus centrarchus (flier cichlid), 3031 nucleotides long. Its product is annotated as E3 ubiquitin/ISG15 ligase TRIM25-like. The coding region runs from base 13 to 1584 and encodes 523 amino acids. The record is from RefSeq and is a predicted model, not a curated record. NCBI's taxonomy places the organism in Eukaryota, Metazoa, Chordata, Actinopteri, Cichliformes, Cichlidae. The transcript has 7 exons. Gene Ontology annotation, molecular function: protein binding; zinc ion binding.
GUGCUGAGGUCGAUGGUUUUUCAAAACAAGCUAAACAAGAAGUGUUCAGAAAGGCGGCGGUAUGGGGCUGUGACAGCUCUGCAGAUAACUCCUUCUCCUCUGCUCUUUCCGUGCUCAUUGGCCCCCUUUUUUUUCAAAGAAGAGGGAUCGAGGAUGGAGGAGACAGAGCAAACCCGGAUGGAGGAAAUGCUCAUGUGCCCAGUGUGCCAGGACAUCUUCAAGGAUCCUCGGCAGCUGCCCUGCGGACACAGCAUGUGCAAGAGCUGCCUGGAGGGCCUGAUGGAUCACUCCUCAGACGUCCCCUUCAAGUGUCCAGACUGCAGGGCGAACUUUGGGCAGGUUGUCACUGUACAGAAGAGCUACGCAUUGGCCAGCAUCACAGAGGACUUCAGGCUGAGCAGGAGGACCAGGGAAAAGCAGACAAAAUGUGUGUACUGUGACUACUGCCCAGAGAAAAACGUCUUGGCCGUUAAAACGUGUACGAAGUGUGAGGUGUCGCUGUGCAAAGAGCACGUCAGGGACCACCAGGAGCUGCCGGUGUUCUCUGGGCACCCUCUGGUGGGACCGCUGAGUGACCUCGCAGAGAGGAGAUGCCCGCAGCAUGAGGACGAGGUGCUGAGGUACUACUGCAAGUCGUCCAGACGCUACAUCUGCAGCAUCUGCUCACUGGAGAGCAAGCAGCUUAACGCGGCCACUGAGGCCUCCACUGUCUUACGGAGACAGCUGACUGAAUACAUGGAUCAGAACUUCAAAAUGCUCAUGGAACAAAUCACAGAAUCGAGCAACACCGUAAAACGACUGCAAGAAGACGUUCUUCAUACCAAACAGAAAUUGAACCCUGCUAGCUCAAUCAACGGCGUCACAGUGGUCCUGCUCUUUCUUUGGUUCAUAGUCCUCUAUUAUGCCUACAACUUCUCUGUGGAGAACCAGACGCUAACAGAAGCACUGGAUGAACAGCAGAACCGCGUUCACAACAUCUAUUCCACCAUCGCCGAAAGCUUGGUUCAUCAUCCCGCGAAAAGCCACAAACCUAAAGAAACAGAUGAUCAAGGAGCUCUCAUUUUGGACCUCGACACUGUCAAUCACGUCCUUGGAGUCUCCGCUGACCUCAAAACAGCUGAGAGGGUGAAUGCGAAGCUGGAUUAUCCCAACACGAACAGCCGUUUCGAUGAAGCCCCGCAGGUCCUCUCCUCCCAGUGCUUCUCCUCCGGUGUCCGUGUCUGGGAGGUGGAGGCUGAGGGGCACUGGGACAUCGCCGUAUCCUACAAGAGCAUCCAACGAAAGUGCAAGGAAAGGAGCGCCUUCGGAAACAACACGGAGUCCUGGAGCCUAGUGCACAAAGGCAAAGGGAACCUGUUUGCCUACCAUAACAAAAGAAAAACUGCUCUCUCUAGAACCUUGCAGAGCAGCCGAAUAGCAGUGGUGGUUAACUUUGAGGAGGGCACCAUCUCAUUCAGCGCUGUAGGUUCCACCACCACACAGCUGCACCAAUUCAAGGCUGAACUGAAUCAGCCAGUGUGUCUGGGUUUGGGGCUUCAUCACGUGGAUCCACCCAGCCGAGCCUCUAUUGUCAAAGCUUCUUGAGUAAUACUGCACACUGUCACAAUAUUCAGACAACACUGGAUCCACACUGCCACUAGUUCAAUGGUGUGAACCAAAGACAAGGUGUCUCAAAGGGGCAAAGCCAGAUCCCACCUCAGGAAUAUAUUUUUAUAUUGUAAAGCUUUAUAUGACGUGUAAAUUAUGUUUAAAUAACAGAUUUUUUUUUUCCUCUCUGGUUUUAGAUCAUUUUAAUAUAAAUGUAAUCUUGUUACUAGCCUUGAUUAUCUUCCAGAUAUACAAUUAUAAAACAUUUUAACAAAUGAAAAUUCAUUCUGCCAUUUCUGAAACAAAUAUGCUGCUUAACUCUGUUGAUCCAGAACAUAAAUAAAACAGUAUCACUGUAAUAUAUUUAAAACAACUCUAGCAAAACUAGUUGCAAGAAAAUGAAUUGAAACCUUUGUAAUUACCCAAGUGUUUGAUCAGUCGUAAAAUGUGGUCUGAUUUUUAUUUGGGACAAAGAUUCUUUUCAGGGCUUUGCUGAGUUCAUUCAACAAAGACACAUUAAACUCACUCAGUGCAGCCUCGAAGUAAACUAUUGAUUUUAGUGCCUUUAGAUGCAGCGACUCACAGCCGUUUCCUUUACCAGUUAUGAGGCUUGCACACAGUUUUUGGACAGCCCUCUUCAGGCCAUGCUGCAGAAAAUUUAGGACUCUGACCUGGAACUAAGUUAUUUUUUUUCCUGUUGUUGAUUUUAGUUGUGUGCUUUAGUUCAUUGCCUUAUUGCAUCACCCUGUCUCUAUUAAGCUUCAGACCACGUGGGCUGCUGCAGUGAGUUCUUUUAAUGUUUUAAUUCAAUUUCUGAUUCAUGUUCACCUCAGUGAUUGUGAAUCCUUUGGGCUCUGAGGAAGCAAAGCAGCCCCAAACCGUGAUGCUCGCUCCGCCGUGCUUCAGAGAUCGGAGAAUUUGUUGUUGCUGUGCAGCGUGUUUCUCUUGAAACACUUCAAACUUGUGCCUCAUCUCUUUACAUUACAUAGUUUUGCUGAACAUCCAGGUCUUGCAGCAGAACUUGCAAAAUUGCAAAAAAAUCCACAACAUGGAAACAGGAGUUCUGAUCCCAGCUUUCCUGUUUUUUCAGGGGGUGCCAGACCUACUCAUGUCCCUAACUCACAUUUGACACGACUAAAUGUAUGGAGUGAAUAGUUUUGCAGCUUUUCCUGGGAUAAAUGAACUAAAAACAACCUGAACCUGCAACUUUUUCUUAUGCCAAAGUGUAGUUUUCUGUUAGCACAAGCAGAUUAGAGCGAUAAGUCAAUAAAUUGACUUUGUAACUUCAGUUUGCCAACCCUAGCUAAUAUUAACCACCAUAAGCCAAACUCAGACCAGACAAAUGAAAGUGGCAAAAAAUGCAAGACUUUAUUGAGGUUUCUUCUUCUUUUGGCUGCGCCCUUUAGGGAUCACUACAGAAUAGCGUCUUCCUGUCACACCAACU